This is a messenger RNA of Zonotrichia leucophrys gambelii, 2352 nucleotides long. RefSeq names its product ubiquitin specific peptidase 49 (gene USP49). NCBI's taxonomy places the organism in Eukaryota, Metazoa, Chordata, Aves, Passeriformes, Passerellidae. The coding region runs from base 242 to 2266 and encodes 674 amino acids. The record is from RefSeq and is a predicted model, not a curated record. Gene Ontology annotation, biological process: protein deubiquitination. The transcript has 7 exons. Gene Ontology annotation, molecular function: zinc ion binding; cysteine-type deubiquitinase activity. Gene Ontology annotation, cellular component: cytoplasm.
GCUGUUCCACAAAUCAGCUGCAACCCCUCAGAAAACAACAAAUUCUUGGGACCCACCUUGAGAUUUUUGCAACAACACUGGCUGGGGUUUUGAAGCUGCCUGGCAGCGAGGAAUUCCCAAAAAUUGAAUUCUGCAGGAUCGUGGGAGGAGGAUGGGGCUGCAGCACAGCCGGGACACGGCGGGGCCCAGGAGAGGAUGUGUGAGCUGCACCCCGUCGGAGCAGCGACUCCUCCUGUGAGACAUGGAUCGAUGCAAACAUGUGGGGCGGCUACGACUCGCCCAGGACCACUCGAUCCUGAACCCUCAGAAGUGGCAGUGCGUUGUUUGCCACACCACCGAGUCGCUCUGGGCCUGCCUCAAGUGCUCGCACGUGGCGUGCGGCCGCUACAUCGAGGAGCACGCCCUGAGGCACUUCCAGGAGAGCCGGCACCCCUUGGCCAUGGAGGUGCACGAGCUCUACGUCUUCUGUUACCUCUGCCAGGAUUACGUGCUCAAUGACAACCCCGAGGGCGACCUGAAGCUGCUGAGGAGCUCGCUGUCGGCCAUCAAGGGCCAGAGGAGCGGGAGGACGCUGCGCUCCACGGCGCUGGCCGAGGACGCCUGGAGGAGGAGGAGCCCUCAGGGCCAGUCCCAGAUGCUGACGGCGCUGUGGCACCGGCGCCAGGCCCUGCUGGCGAGGGCCCUGCGCACCUGGUUCCACAGGAGCUCCCGGGGACAGCUGAAACUGAAGGAGAAGAAGCAGAUGGAGGAGCUGGAGAGGAAGAAGGAGGCGGCUCGGCAGCGGCGGCGCGAGAUGAAGAGGCAGCUCCUGGAGGAGCUGGCCAGCACUCCCCCCAGGAAGAGCGCCAGGCUGCUGUCCCACGUGCACGGCGAGAGCUUGAUCCCAAGGAAAUUCAGGGAGGUGGCCACGGCUUCCCCUACCUCAAGGCAGAGAUUGAAGCAGUUCUACUCCAUCCGCCGGCAGCCCCUGAUGACGCCCGGGGUGACGGGGCUGAGGAACCUGGGCAACACUUGCUACAUGAACUCCAUCCUGCAGGUGCUCAGCCACCUCCAGAAGUUCAGAGAAUGUUUCUUGACUCUUGAUCUCUGUGAAACAGAAGAACUUUUAGCUAAAACUGUGAACGGGAGGGCCAGGAUGCCAGGCAGGCUGGCAAACGGAGCCGCUGCCAGCGAGCCGGGGAAGCCUGACAAGGUUCAGAGCUCCCCGGGCUCCAUGAACGGCGGCUCCUCCAUCAGCCGCAGCUUGGAGCUGAUCCAGCCCAAGGAGCCCAGCUCCAAGCACAUCUCCCUGUGCCACGAGCUGCACACGCUGUUCAGGGUGAUGUGGUCUGGCAAGUGGGCCCUGGUGUCGCCCUUCGCCAUGCUGCACUCCGUGUGGAGCCUGAUCCCCGCCUUCCGCGGCUACGACCAGCAGGACGCGCAGGAGUUCCUGUGCGAGCUCCUGGACAAGGUGCAGCAGGAGCUCGAGUCCGAGGGCAGCAGCAGGCGCAGGAUCCUCAUCCCCUUCUCGCAGAGGAAGCUCACCAAGCAGGUCCUCAAGGUGGUCAACACCAUCUUCCACGGGCAGCUGCUCAGCCAGGUCACCUGCAGGACGUGCAACUACAAAUCCAACACGGUGGAGCCCUUCUGGGACCUGUCCCUGGAGUUCCCCGAGCGCUACCACGCCCUGGCCAGGGGGCUGCUGCCCGAGCCCCAGGCACAGUGCCUGCUCACCGAGAUGCUGGCCAAGUUCACCGAGAGCGAGGCCCUGGAGGGCAGGAUCUACGCCUGUGACCGCUGCAACAGCAAAAGGCGAAAAUCUUCUCCCAAACCUCUUGUUCUGAGUGAAGCUAAAAAGCAGUUGCUGAUCUACAGACUACCUCAGGUCCUCCGGCUGCACCUUAAACGCUUCAGGUGGUCUGAGCGCAAUCACCGCGAGAAGAUCGGGGUGCACGUGCUCUUUGAGCAGGUGCUGAACAUGGAGCCGUUCUGCUGCAGGGACCCGCCGGCCUCCCCGGGCACGGCCUGCUGCGUGUACGACCUGUCGGCCGUGGUGAUGCAUCACGGCAAGGGCUUCGGCUCGGGGCACUACACGGCCUACUGCUACAACACCGAGGGCGGAUUUUGGGUGCACUGCAAUGACUCGCGGCUGAAUGUGUGCAGUGUGGAGGAGGUGUGCCAGACGCAGGCCUACAUCCUCUUCUACACGCAGAGAACGCUGCAGGGCACGGCAGCAGUGCCACACAAACCGCUCCACACUCAGGUGUUCGCCACCCACAGCCAGUGACAGGGACACAGAGGGACACUGGCACCAGGGAAACGCUCCGGCUGCGCUGGGCACUGCUGGGGCUCAGCCCGCCCUGAUCUGGGGAA